AUGGAAGACCAAAAACCUGGAAAGAGGAUUAACCUCUAUGAAAUUACUGGCGUCCUUGGUAAAGCUUACCGCCAGGCUGCCAGUUUGGGAAAAGGAAUGAAAGGGUUCAGGGCCUGUGGUCUUAUGCCAUGUAACAGGGACAUUUUUGGAGAACAGGACUUGAUCCAGAACCUGCCCUACAGCCUGCUCCACACACCUCCAAGGUUGUACCACCUGCCCAUUCAUGCACUAGGAAAUCAUCGUGACCCUUCUCACAUUGCUUUUGGCAUUGGAGUUUUUUUGCUCGUUGCGUGUUUCUGCAUUUGCUUGCAGUCCUGCUGUGAGGAGUGCUGCAGCAAAGAGGAUCAUUCUGAGACUGACGCUGCUGCUGCAUCUGCACCUGAGUAUGAGGCUGUUGGACCGAGGUCAGAUGAAUUGAGUCAGCCCUCUGGGACACACUACCCCGCUCAGCCUUCUUAUACUCCGACUGGUCCGCUGGUACAUGAUCCUACUGACAAUCCACCACCUUCUUAUUCUGAGGUUGUGGCUUCAGCAGAGCAGGCAGUCGUUCCAUCUGCCCCCGUCUACUCUGACGUUGAGCCGCGGUUUGAGCUGAAGGGGAUGACCUUUCCCUCAGACUCAGCCAGUGUUUAUACCUCAGACAAACUCAACUUCCUCUGAAGGCCUUAAUUUUGAUGGGUAUCCUUGUUGUAAUAUUUGGUGCUUGCAUUAUACAUUCUAGUGUGGAUUAUGAAUGAUGAGUUGUAGAUGUUACAUUGAUAUAUACUGUAGCUAUUUCAGAAACAUGUUCAUUUACUCAGGCAAGUCACACACAUUUCUAAAUGUUUUAAAGAGAGUGAUUGUUUGACAUCUACAAAAAAUAUGAAAUGCACCAGUUGCCUUUUUGCCCUGCAUGUAUCCACUGGAGAGUGGCACCAACGCCUUAACACCGCUGCACUGCGGUCAGUUAACGUAAUUGUGUCAAUACAUUUUUUGUUAUUACACUUUUACUUUUACACACAAGCAAUAAACUGAUUACAGUUGCAAUGUGCCUAUUUUGCAUGUGUCUCCAUUUUAUCAGUCACUCUCACAUGUACACUUCCUCCUUUUUGGAGCUUUAAUGAUUAUUUAUGAAGUAGAUGUUUUUAAUAUAUUUGUUUUAAUGUUUUGGAACUCAUGUUAGAGUUUAUGACUGUUGUGUAAAUAAGGAGUUUCGUUGGUUUUCUGUUGAAACACUAACAAACCUUUAUCAUUGUUAUUAGUCAGACAAAACAGGAAAGGAGGAGGGAUUGCAGCCAUUUUCUCUACACAGUUUGUGUGUAAUGACAUUGACCUGAGUGAAUUUACAUCAUUUGAAUAUCUUGCUCUUCAGCUUAAAGCAGAAUUAUUAGUAUUCAUUAUUACAUUAUAUCGGCCACCAAGAUAUUCAUCAAUAUUUCUACAGGAAUUCUGAGAGCUGAUCUCACUUAGUAUCAAUAGACAUGAUCGAUUAAUCUUGAAUGGAGACCUGAAUAUUCAUAUUAAUAACAAAGAAUGACUCCAAAGCUGUGGAGCUUGUAAAUUUACUGAACAGCUUUGAACUCACCUAACAUGUAAAUAAAGCCACUCAUCAGCAUGGUAACACUCUAGACUUAGUAACAACAACAGGUUUAAACAUUGAUAGUGUUUCAGUAUUACCUCUUUCUGACCAUCACUGUGUGUUUUUGAUGCCAACUUAACCUUAACAAAGACUAAAAGGGAAUUUUUGGUUCAAAAGAGAUUCCUAGAUGACAAGGCUGAAACAAUGUUUUCUAAUAUUAUGAGAUCAUUUGACCCAUUCAGUGAAGACUGCUCUUUAAAUGACAUGGUUGAAUAUUUUAACAACACCUUGUCAUCUGCUUUAAAACUGCUGCUCCACUAAAGGUUAAAAAGGGGUCGACCAACAGAAUCUCCCCAUUGUUAAACAAUAACAGUGUUCACACAGUUCACUCUAAUAUAC
Molecule: messenger RNA, 1957 nt
Organism: Thunnus maccoyii (southern bluefin tuna)
Lineage: Eukaryota; Metazoa; Chordata; Actinopteri; Scombriformes; Scombridae
Exons: 5
Coding region: 1-660 (219 amino acids)
Source: RefSeq, a predicted model, not a curated record